AUGGCCACCCUCCGCGUUCUCUCGUUCGAUGCUGAGGGCCGCCCGAUUGAGUUCGAACCCUGGCUAGAUGAUCUCCACCUGUUCUUAAUGAGCGAUAGCAAAGACAACGUUUCGCUUUUUGACCACACUUCUGGUGCAUCCGUCGCCCCUGCUGCUGCCACAGCUGAGCUUAGCGCCCGUUCCCAGUGGCAGACUCGUGACGCUGCUGCCCGCCUAGCCAUUCGCAACCACCUACCGCUAACCGAACUCAAGCAUUUUGGCGAGCACAAAACUGCUAAGGCCCUGUACGACGCUGUAGUUGCUCGAUACUCCUCCCCUGCCACUGCUGAGCUUAGCCGCCUCAUGCUGCCAUACCUGUUUCCUGAGCUGUCCACAUUUCCCACCGUUGCCGAUCUUAUCACCCACCUUCGCACUAGUGACACUCACCUUCGCGCCGCCCUCCCCAGAGAGUUCUGUGCUAAGAACCCGCCUCCGAUGUACUGGACACUCCACUUUAUAGUCACCCGUCUCCCUGACGUGCUUAGCUCGGUCAGGGACCACUUUCUCGCUCGCUGUCCCACCGAGCUCACUGUCGACCUCCUCGAGGAGCAACUCCUUGCAGCAGAGAAGAGUAUAGUCGUUGUAGCUGCUGCUCGUGGCGCUCCUCGCUCUCCCAUCUUUGAGGGGUGCUCUCCCUCUCCCCUCGCCCCCUCCUUCGCUACUGCUGCUGCUGUUGACUUCCUUGGUGCUGAGUCUGCAAGUGCUGCUUCUGCUCCUAGUGGGAGGCGCCGCAACGGCAAGGGCAAGGGAGCCAAGGGUAGUGGAGGUGGCAACGGGGGGGGUGGUGGUGGAGGAGGUGGAGGAGGAGGAGGUGGCGGAGGGGCUGGUGGUGGGAGUGUUGGCGGGAGUGGCAGUGGCAGUGGAGGCAGUGGAGGCGGAGGGGGUGGCAGCGGCGGUGGCAGCAGCGGUGGCGGCCGGGGCGGUGGUAGCGGCAGCAGAGGCGGUCGGGGUGGAGGCACUGGCGCUGGCCAGAGCCAGCAGCAGCAGCAGCGUCCCCAGACAUCCCAGCAGCUUCGUGAGUGGCUUACUCAGCGUGGGAAGUCUGGGGGUGGUGGUCGCUGCCCUUAUGUCAUUCGCACAGGUGACCGCAAGGGUCAGACGUGCAACAAGUUCCACACCCAGUACCGCUGCUUAUCCCACCUUGACGACGCCUGGCGUGAGGAGAUGGGCGAGGAGGUAGACCGCCCUCGCUGGCAUGAGCUGUAUCGGGCUGGUGUAGACAUUUUUGCUCUUGACUUUGAUGCUAUUAUCUCUGCUAUGUAUGCAUUGAAAGUUAGUGCUGAUGGUGAAUGUUACCUGUGUAUGCCGCCUGACCCAGGUAUAGAAGGUGUUGCCUUAGAAGCACGCGAGUCUGCUCUCUCAGGUACUGCGCCUGCUGAGGCCUUGCACACCUUCACACUUGACUCAGGUGCUUCCCGCUAUUUCUUCCGUGACAAUACUGCCCUCACACCACUCCCAGCACCUGUUCCAGUCCGCUUGGCUGACCCCUCAGGGGGCCCAGUUCUUGCACGGUCCACCACUGUGCUUCCGUGCCCGGCGGUCCCGUCUGGCUCACUGUCAGGUCUCCACCUCCCCUCGUUCUCGACGAACUUGGUGAGCAACGCUGCCCCUCAAGAUGCGGGGGUUAAUACCUUCACCCCUGCAUGGCAGCGUGUGGCGAUCUGCACGUGUGCACAGACUGGCCGUCACCUGGCCACGUUCACUCGUCGGCCAGGGUCGAGUCUUUACACACUGACCACUGCGUCUCCUCAGGUUGCUGCUGUUGACUCUUCUCUGGCACCACCGUCUGGGUCACCCCUCCUUGCCACGUCUACGUGGCAUGCACCGUCGCCUUCUUGUCUCUGGUCUUCCAAGGUCUCUGCCUCCCCUCCCUGCCUCACCUGCGCCGCCUUGCUUCCUUGCGUCGAAGGGCGGCAGCGCGCCGCUCCUCUUUCCUCCUCGUUUCCCCCGACAGAGGCUCCCCUGCAGACCCUCCACAUGGACGUGUGGGGCCCAGCCCGCGUCACUGGACAGGGCGGCGAGCGGUACUUUCUGCUGGUUGUCGACGACUACACGCGUUACACCACGGUCUUCCCCUUGCGCACCAAGGGUGAAGUCCCUGCUGUCCUGAUCCCUUGGAUCCGAGCAGUUCGUCUCCAGCUCCGCCGCCGGUUCCGGUCGUACCUUCCUGUCCUGCGUCUGCACUCUGACAGAGGUGGUGAGUUCUCCUCCGACCUCUUGCGGGCCUUCUGUCAGAAGGAGGGCAUCGAGCAGUCCUUCACGCUUCCGGGCUCACCGCAGCAAAAUGGGGUUGCUGAGCGCCGCAUUGGUUUGGUCAUGGAGAUCGCUCGUACCUCCUUGAUCCAUGCGGCUGCUCCCCAUUUCCUGUGGCCGUUUGCAGUCCGGUACGCCGCGCAGCAGCUCAACCUCUGGCCCCGUGUGUCCUUGCCGGACACCUCGCCCACACUGCGUUGGACGGGGGAGGUUGGUGAUGCGUCGCGCUUCCGGGUCUGGGGUGCUCGUGCCCUUGUCCGCGAUACGUCCGCGGACAAGCUCUCCUCCCGCACCAUUCCCUGUGUCUUCCUUGGCUUUGUCCCUGACGCGCCUGGCUGGCAGUUUUACCACCCCACCUCGCGCCGGGUCUUUGCCUCUCAGGACGUCACCUUUGACGAGUCGGUUCCUUUCUACCGUCUCUUCCCCUACCGCACUGCCCCUCUCCCUCCCCCGCCGCUUUUCCUCGCUCCAGGUCCCCCUCCGGUAGACCCCCUCCCCCCUCAAGGUCCUGCUCCCUCAGGUGUGUCUCAGGUAGACCCACUCCCCUUGGCUGAGCCUUUGGAGGUCACUUCUGACACCUCUGGCCCGGCUGAGGGGGGUGACGUUACUGCUGACGCCCCGGCGGCGUGCCGCCGCACACCACGCUUGGAGACCCCUCCGGGUUUCCCGCCGCGACCGUCUUCGCCGCCUCUGCAGCCGGUUCCUGUUGACUCUAGUGCUGCUGGGGGUGGUGCUACUCGGGGUGCUGCGUCUGAGGGUGCUGAGCCUUUGCGUGAGGUGCUGGGGGGUGUGGAGCCUAGGGGUACUGGGCCUUCGAGUGCGGAGCCUGAGGGUGCUGAGCCGGAGGGUGCUGGGUCGGGGGGUGCUGAGUCUGCUGGCGUUCCUCAGGGUCUUGUUUCCCGGCGGGGACCUCUCUCACCACAGCAGCUUCGAGAGUGGCUUGCGUGGCGUAGCCGCCUGAGACGUCGUGCUGCUGGAGCUGGAGGUCCUGCUUCUGGAGGUACUCCUACUACGGGUGUUGAGACUGGAGCUGCUGGAGCUACUCGUAGUGGAGGCGCAGUGAGUGCUGGUGUUUCUGGUUCUGGAGGUACUGGAGCUGCCCGGACUGGAGGUGUCGCAGGAGGCGCUGGAGCUGGAGACCCUGGAGCUGGUGCUGUCGACCCUGGAGUUGGAGACCCUGGAGCUGGAGGUGCUGGUUCUGGGGGUCCUGCUGCUGGGGGUGCUGGUUCUAGGGGUGCUGCUUCUGGAGGUACUGAGGCUGGAGAUACUGGAGCUGGAGGUGCUGGUUCUGGGGGUGCUUCUGCUGCUGGUUCUGGGGGUGCUUUUGCUGCUGGUGCUGGAGCUGGGGCUGCUGGCGCUGGAGCCCCUGGAGCUGCUGACGCUGGAGGCGCUGGAGCUGCUCGCGCUGGAGGCGAGGGUGCUGCUGGUGCUGGAGGUACUGCGACUGUUCGAGCUGGUGGUGCUACUGGUACUAGAGGUGCUGGUCGUCCGAGCGCUACUGGUCGCGGAGGUGCUCGCGCUUCGGGAGCUGGAGCUGCCGGGGCUAGUAGUGCUGCGGACCUUGGAGCUGGUGAGCGUCGUGAGCCUGCGUCGCGUCCUACCUCACUUGUUCGCACUGUUCGCACUACUCGUCGUGUGCCUCGUCCACGUCCUCCCCCUGUGCCAGGUGUUCACACUAUGGCACUUCGUCCUUCCUCUGUUCCUCUGCGCAUUCUCCUACCAUCUCCUCCUGCGUCCUCUCUGCCUGACGUUCCAGACCCUGAGUCUGACCGGUUUCGUGCUGAGCACCCUACUGUCACGCGUCUUCUAGCCACUUUUGUCACUGACCCGUCGUUUGAGUCUGCUGCUGCGUCUGCCUUGGUUGCUGAGCUUGUCGACUUUGCUGCUACCUGUCGUCUAGACUACGCCGCUAGUCUUGUUGCUGAGUCUGAGUCUGUCUGUCCUCCGUCCGUCGAGGGUGAGUGUGCUCUUGGCACGGACGUCCUUGAGGACAGGCAGGAGGACCUUGAGUGUCUUGCAGCCGCUGCGCCUCAUCUCGUGGCCAUGCUGCUUGCCCCUGAGGGAGACCCGGAUGCACCAGACAUCCCGACCCCGUGCUCUUACGCUGAGGCGAUCACGGGUGAGUACUCCUCUCAGUGGCAGACAGCCAUGGACGCAGAGAUGGUAUCCUGGAAGUCCACAGUCACGUACGUUGAUGAGACCUUCUCCCCCACCCCGAAGAUGACCACUCUUCGGGUGCUGCUGCACGUUGCCGCUCAGCGUGACUACGAGCUUCACUCUCUUGACUUCAGCACAGCCUUCUUACAGGGCAGCCUGCACGAGGAGAUCUGGCUGCGCCGCCCACCUGGCUUCACUGGGUCGUUCCCUCCUGGUACCCAGUGGAGCCUCCGGCGGCCAGUCUACGGUCUCCGCCAGGCGCCUCGUGAGUGGCACGACACACUGAGGACUACACUUGCGGCUCUUAGGUUUGCUCCUUCGACUGCUGACCCGUCACUGUUCCUGCGCACCGACACUUCGCUGCCGCCGUUCUACAUCCUCGUGUACGUCGACGACUUGGUCUUUGCCACUGCUGACACUGAGGCUCUCGCUCAGGUGAAGUUGGAGCUGCAGAAGAGACACACGCGCACAGACCUGGGUGAGCUGCGCAGCUAUCUUGGCUUGCAGAUCACUCGGGACAGAGCACGCCGCACCAUCACCCUGACUCAGUCACACAUGGUGCAGCAGGUCCUUCAGCGCUUCGGCUUCUCCUGGUCCUCCCCACAGGCCACUCCUCUGGCUACAGGUCACUCGCUCUCAGCUCCACCUUCGGACGAGUCCGUAGAGCCGAGUGGUCCUUACCCAGAGCUAGUUGGCUGCCUCAUGUACCUGAUGACUUGCACUCGUCCUGACGUCGCGUACCCUCUUGGUCGCUACGUGGCUCCUGGUCGGCACCGACCUGAGCACAUGGCUGCUGCUAAGAGGGUACUGCGCUACUUGUGCAGUACAUCAGGCAUGGGGCUAGUGCUUGGAGGGAAGAGCCCAGUUGUUCUCACUGGGCACUCAGACGCGUCUUGGGUUGACGACCAGACUACACAGCGGUCGUCACAGGGUUACACCUUCAGCCUUGGCUUUGGCUCUGUUUCUUGGCGGUCUACACGCUCGUCUUCUGUUCUCAGCUCCAGUUGUGAGGCUGAGAUCUACGCCACCGCCAUGGCUGCACAGGAGUUACGCUGGCUCGUUCUCCUAGGUGAGCGGCCUCGUUCUCCUCCAGUUCUGUACGUCGACAACAAGGCGGCCAUUGCCUUGUGUGAGGAGCACAGACUGGAGCACAGAACGAAGCACAUCGCUCUGCGUUACUUCCUGGCUCGAGAGUUGCAGCAGCGAGGUCAGCUUCGUCUUCGUCACGUGGCCACUCGGGCCAACACUACUGAUAUAUUCACCAAGGCACUUCCGUCUAGUGAUCAUCAGCGCUUUUGUACCCUGUUAGGCCUUGUGCCUACGUUUCCACACUUGCUGUAG
Molecule: messenger RNA, 5790 nt
Organism: Closterium sp. Yama58-4
Lineage: Eukaryota; Viridiplantae; Streptophyta; Zygnematophyceae; Desmidiales; Closteriaceae
Source: the annotation of a GenBank genome assembly